GACUAUCAUUGUCCAUUUAUGUCUAAAACAGUGAAUUAAGCAAAUCGUCCACAAUUCUACCUUGCCAAUCGUUAGUGCGUUUGUGUUAUUGUAAAUUAAAGAAAAUGAAAUCGUUUAUAAUAUAUUUGCUGGUUUCACUUUUACAGCAACAAGUUGCCUUAGCUGGUGAGUUGUGUGCAAACCUAGUUUCUAAAAAGAACUGGGGAGCUAGAACGCCUUCACAGGUAGACUACGCAUUAAUUCCAAUCAAGUUUGUCAUUGUCCAUCAUACUGUAACAACGGAAUGCAAUUCGGAUGCGUCUUGCAAGGAGACUCUACAAUCUAUUCAAAAUUAUCACAUGGACGAGCUAGAUUAUUAUGAUAUCGGUUACAAUUUUCUAAUCGGUGGAAAUGGGAAAGUGUACGAAGGGACAGGUUGGCAUAAAGUUGGAGCGCAUGCAGUUGGCUAUAAUUCAAGAUCUCUGGGGCUCGCAUUCAUAGGCGAUUUUAGAGAUAAAUUGCCCACUUCUGCUCAGCUGACGACAGCAAAGGAUUUCUUAAAAUGCGCUGUUGGUUUAGGAGAGCUAAGUGAAGACUACAAGUUACUAGGUGCCAAGCAGGUUAUAGCAACAGUCAGCCCAGGGAAAAAACUUUAUGAAGAAAUCAAGAAAUGGGAACAUUAUACAAAUAAAGUUUAAAGUUUAAUAAUAUGCAUCGUACGAUAAAAUAUUGCAGUUGUACUUGCCACCAUGGAUACACAAGCUGUGUAAUGUUUACAUGUAUAUAUAAGUAGCCAAAUUUUGUUAAUGGGUAAUAAUAAAAAUAAUCAAUUGAU
This is a messenger RNA of Agrilus planipennis (emerald ash borer), 814 nucleotides long. RefSeq names its product peptidoglycan-recognition protein 1-like. Bases 105 to 677 code for a protein of 190 amino acids. NCBI's taxonomy places the organism in Eukaryota, Metazoa, Arthropoda, Insecta, Coleoptera, Buprestidae. Gene Ontology annotation, molecular function: peptidoglycan binding; zinc ion binding; N-acetylmuramoyl-L-alanine amidase activity. The record is from RefSeq and is a predicted model, not a curated record. The transcript is spliced from 4 exons. Gene Ontology annotation, biological process: innate immune response; peptidoglycan catabolic process.